This is a messenger RNA of Schizophyllum commune H4-8, 336 nucleotides long. Its product is annotated as DUF1783-domain-containing protein. Lineage: Eukaryota; Fungi; Basidiomycota; Agaricomycetes; Agaricales; Schizophyllaceae. The transcript has 2 exons. Gene Ontology annotation, cellular component: mitochondrial inner membrane. The record is from RefSeq and is a predicted model, not a curated record. Gene Ontology annotation, biological process: mitochondrial respiratory chain complex IV assembly. The annotation marks the transcript as partial.
GCGGUCCUCGCGUUCGCUGCAGUCGGCGUCGUGGGCUGGGCCGUAUUCUUUACCUAUGUCACGAACCAGGAGAAGGUCACUAGCUCCGUCGUCCAGCAGAUGCUUCGCUCUAUGAAGUCCAGCGAGGAGCUGCAUGAAUAUAUGGGCGAUGCCAUUCGCCCCGUCCCGGAGUGGUGGCUGAACGGUGACCCUUGGAUUCACGGCAGGGUCAACCAAAUCAACGGUAGCAUUGACCUGAGCUUCAAGAUCAAGGGCUCAAAAGGUCUGCACGCGUUUCCUCUCCUUUACAUUGUGGUUGACCACGUUUGCAGGCUCGGGCACUGUCUACUUCACUAG